UUCAUUUGGCGACCAUCAUGUUUUGCAGUCGAUGUGGUCAUUGCUUAAAUGCUCACGUUGAUUGCAAGUUUUGCCCCAACUGUGGAAAAGCUCAAUCUGAUGCAGAUGAAUUUGGUCAAAUCACAAAAACUGAAAAGAUAAAAUCAGAUGAAGAGCUAAACAAUGCAUCCACUCACAGAAAGAAAUCAAUAAAAACAUUUAAUGAAUACCAAAGAACUAAAGGGUCUCAAUGGAAAUCUACUGUUUCAAAAGGGAAGGGACGAAAGGAGAAAAGCUCUGACAAGACUGUUAAAGUGUUUAUUGGUCUGUUUGAAUUCAAUGACAAAGAAAAAAGCUUAAAACCAAAACGUGGAAAACGAAUGGCACUAAAUGUGUCACAUGAAGCACCUUACAAAGAAAUUUUGAAAAAUGCAACAACAAAGUGGAAAGCAUUUCAUAGCAAUCUCUACGAUGAUGAAGAAGAAUACAUGCUCCUUUUUGAAGAUGGAAAAGAAGCUCUUUUCCUUCCUGGAUCAAAAAAGCAGUUUUUUACUUUAAAACAAUACAAAGAAGAACUGGGAAGAGAUUAUAACAAGAUCACUUUGUAUUUAUGCACAAAAACUGAUUUUAUUUUACAGGAAGAGGAAGGUUGUAGAGAAAAAGCCUCUACAUCCAGAAAGAGAUUUCGAAGCGAGUCAUCUGAUGAUGAAGAUGAGGAAUUUUUUAAUGAAAAUCUUCACUUCUGUGAAGAUUUCUCACAAGAUAAUUCUCAAGUUUUGAGUGAUGAGAACCUAGCCAAAAAGUUGCAGCUUGAACUUGAUGAGGAAUUACCAGUGCCCACAACUAUUGUCACUGGAAGUGAAGAACUAAAAGACAUUCCCAAUUCAUAUAAAGUUGACAACGUUGAUCUUUCCACAUUUAUGAAAGGCAUUGAGAAAAACGUUGACUACAAUGGACAGUUUUUCCUUGUUGUGCGACGCAGUGCUUCAAUUAUUCGAUCUUUAUCAUUAUGGCAGCGAGAAUGCAAAAGAUCUGACCCCAACAAAGUACUUCGAGUUAAAUACAUGGGAGAAGAUGGCAUUGACUCAGGUGCCAUGUCGAAAGAAUUUUUGUCUGAAGCAAUCUCGCAAAUGAGUUUGACAAUGUUUCCCAAUGGAACACCAAUUGACUCUGUGUACAAUAUUCAGAAUGGAAACUUUAGAGCUUGUGGUCAAUUGGCUGCUACUUCCAUUGCUCAAGGAGGUCCCCCACCAUGCAUUUUGGAUGAAAAUGGCUUGCACACUGAUGACAUAAUAGGAACUGUAAUGAGCAUAAUUGGCAAACGAAUUCUUUUCUUAAAGAGUUUGCUGGAAGGGCUAAAAGUUCGUGUAUUGCAAGCAGUUAAAGAAAAUGAAGAAGUAGCCAAAAAUGUUUUGGUGAAAGGCAAAGAAACUCACGAUGUAGAUGCAAAUCUUUUUUCUCUGCUGUGCCCUGAUUAUUCUGAUGAUGGUACUUCAAGAAGAAUGCUUGAAGAAACCAUCAUGGAUAACUUUCAAGAUUUCUUCAUGGCACUGGAAGAUAAUCACAUAUCUGGAUACAAAGAGGAAAUUGCAUGGAAUACCAAACCGGCUGAAACUGAUCAGUAUGCUGAUGAUGGUGAAGAAGUGGAUGAAAGCACUCAUUCCAUAAUGGCAAAUCUGACACCUUCAGGUAUCUUAGGCUGGCUUACAGGCCAGAAACAUCGGUCAUUAAAUGGUGAUGUUUUAAAAAUAACUGUCAGAUUUGAUCAUGAUUGCCUAUUAAGGAAUCCUAAUCAUACUACCUGCUUUCCUAUUGUUGGAGCUUGUGGCCGUACCAUAACAAUCCCUGUUGCACACAUGAGCAAAACUGGUGAUUUUCAGCAUCUCUUUUUGCUAGCAAUAUGCAAAGGUGGUGUUUUUGCAACUUCUUAAUUUUACAAAACUAAGUUGUAAACAAGAGAAGCAUUUGAAACUGUAUAAUUGACACAGACUAUAAGAGUAUCGUUUAGUUUACAUAACACAUUAGUUGAUGUUGGUUUUAAUUCACAGCAAAUCUUUUGGCUGUUACUUCAAAUUUUGUAAAUUUUAUAAGAUGUCACAACAGUUAUUCAGACAUAGUAAACAGAAAAUUAUAUACAA
Xenia sp. Carnegie-2017 is the source of this 2117-nucleotide messenger RNA. RefSeq lists its product as uncharacterized. Gene Ontology annotation, molecular function: ubiquitin-protein transferase activity. Lineage: Eukaryota; Metazoa; Cnidaria; Anthozoa; Malacalcyonacea; Xeniidae. The record is from RefSeq and is a predicted model, not a curated record.